Messenger RNA from Acytostelium subglobosum LB1, 783 nucleotides. RefSeq lists its product as hypothetical. The record is from RefSeq and is a predicted model, not a curated record. NCBI's taxonomy places the organism in Eukaryota, Evosea, Eumycetozoa, Acytosteliales, Acytosteliaceae. The coding region runs from base 1 to 783 and encodes 260 amino acids. The transcript has a single exon. Gene Ontology annotation, molecular function: protein binding.
AUGGACAAUCAGUUGAAUGACAUUGAAUCAUUGUGCAGACGAUUGAUCAACAAUAGAGUAUUAUCAACGAGGUUGUUCAAUCAUGUACAUGAUAUACAUGUAAGGGUGUUGUCAUUGUCAACUCGCAAGUCAUCAUCAACUCCGUCGCAGUCACAGUCACAGUCACAUGACCCAGAGGUUAUGAGAUGGAGGGAUCUAAAGACACAUUGGAUCAGUUGUGUAGAGUCACUCUUUGAUGAAGUCAACAUUAAGUUUAAGUGUGGACCAUUCGACAAGUAUCAAGGACAUGAGUACAUCAUCAAGUACAUCAUCAAGAAUGAGCAAUUCACAUUCAAGUUAUUAAGAACAUUGGAUGCAAUGUCAUCGAUUGGUAGAUUGGACCUUGUUCAAUACCUUCACCGCAAUGGUGCACCGGCAACAACGAAUGCGAUGGACCAUGCCCACUCAUUGGAUAUGUUCCUCUUCCUCCAACAACAUCGAACAGAGGGUCACUCACGCCGAGCAUUGGAGUUCGCCGCACACAAUGGUUGCCUGCCACUAGUGGAGCAUCUCUACAACACCGCCAUCGACAAGUUGGAUCACAAGAACGCUCUGGAUAGGGCAGCACGGGCAGGUCACCUUGAUGUGGUGCGAUUCCUUCACGAACACAAUCUUGGCAAUGAAGGAUGUACCUCUGACACAAUGGACGCUGUAGCAGGUAAAGGUCACUUGGAGGUGCUCGACAGAGGCCAUGGACAGUGCCGCAUCGAAUGGCCACUACGACGUCGUCAAAUUCCUCCAUGA